AAACAAGCUCUGCAGAAACACGGAGCAUCUUUGCGAAAAAAAACGAAAACGACCGGAAAAUAUUAUCUAACAAAUGUUAGUCGACUGGCUGGCUGACUGACUGACAUGACAUGUAUGAGCAAGUGCACGAAUUCACUCUGGAUGAUAAAGACGACUUCGUUUCAGAUGCAAUAUUUCUUCUUUCGGCAUGGCUGGAUGACCAUAGGUCGGUGGAUGGAAUUCCAUCAUUUGCCAGAAACAAGUGCACUUUGAACGAGACUGGGGAUAAUUCAGGAGACAACAUCCAGCAAAAUUAGCCGAAAAAAAAGGAUUACACAUUUGCAAUAAUGUUGCUGGACCAUAAAUGGAUGGUGUCUAUGACCCUGCUGCUAUCUGGUGUGGCCUUGCUGCUGCUAUCAUCGGAGAUAGACGCAGGCUGUGUUUGCAAUGAAAAGGGCAAAGAUUAUUGCUCCGGCUGCGACGGACCACGGGCAGUGAGACCCAAAACGAGGCCGUUUCAAGGCACAGAGCUAAAUGUGGCACCGAUUGGUGAUAAAUGUUGGUGUACCAAGAAACUAAUCGAACCAGCUGUAUUGCCCAAGAUUAAAGCGGAAAAGAAGAGGCCUUGCAACUGUAAAGGAUCAAGUUCCAGCUCACAUUCGGUACCAGCAAUAUUUUCCUCCAGCUCUUCCAGUUUAUAUGCUGUGCCACAGACCAGCUACGUUUCCUCCGCCUACAAGGACGACUCACCUGCCGCCGAUCCGAUAAGUGUCAGCCUGGCCAUACAAGCCGGAAAAGCCAUAGAAGUUCCCGAAGCUAAACUUUCCUACGGCUUUGUCCAAAAGCCCAUUGAUGGCCUGCCCAAAAUCUAUAUGUCCUCGGUGAAUGAGGAAAAUCUCUACGCCCUGAAUAGCGAAGUUAUAACGCUAAAGAAAAAAGUACCCCACUCUAAUGCCAAACACAUCGAAGAUGAAUAUCCCGAGGUGGAAGAUGAGGAGCCGGCCAAUGCUGAUGGCGAGGAGGAAGAGGACGAUCAGCCGCGUUUGACCUACAAACAGUUGGGCUAUGUUCCAGAGGAAUAUAAAAAUCCAACAUUUGAGGAAAUUCGUUCGUAUGUCUCAUCAUCGUCGUCGUCGAAUAGUGAAAGUGAACGUCAUGUAGUUCGUGGCAAGGUUUCGGUGGAUUGUGGGUAUAAACCCGGCCGUAUUGCUCCCUAUCGAAAACCGAAACAUAAUUAUGGGGACAAUUGUGAUGAUGGGUAUUAAAAGAGGAUGAUAGUUUAUUUAGUUUUUAAGUAACGAAAAUGUGUGUGUAUGUGAUUUAAUUUUUCUAUAUUUUUUGUUAAUAAAAAAACUGACUUUAUGCCUUG
Messenger RNA from Musca domestica (house fly), 1348 nucleotides. RefSeq lists its product as uncharacterized. The transcript has 5 exons. The record is from RefSeq and is a predicted model, not a curated record. NCBI's taxonomy places the organism in Eukaryota, Metazoa, Arthropoda, Insecta, Diptera, Muscidae. Bases 327 to 1244 code for a protein of 305 amino acids.